GGCUCUCUAAACGAUGUGUUGGUGAUCGGUUGUUGGUGGCUUGCCAUCUCGUUCAUUUGUAGCGGUUGCUCGUGCAGGCGACGCCAUUGGCAGCGUCCACCGUUGUUUUCAUCGCACUGUUCAGAUAUACGAAGGCCACUCACAUAGGAAGGGCACGCUCUCUACGAUGCUCUUCGGAGUGUGCUCUCCCCAGGAGAUCGACUUGAUGUUCGAAUUUCGCCAGUGCCCCCGAUCCCGAUAGUGGAACCAUCAGAGCGGGAGAAUCAAAACCAAAAUGUCCGCUUCACGUGCGGGGACGUACUCGUCCCGAUUGAACUACUACAACCGCAUGGUACAGCAAUAUAUUCUUGAGCAUCAAGAUCCUGUCAGCGGUUUGAUUCCAAGCCAAGGCCAGUUCAAAAACCAUGCCUGGGUCCGGGACAACGUCUACACGAUAAUGUGCGUCUGGGCUCUCAGCCUCGCCUUGAAGAAGUUCGACCCGUCCCGUGCCUACGAACUGGAACAGAGCUGCGUGAAAAACAUGCGCGGUCUCCUGGUUUCGAUGAUGCGGCAGAGUCACAAAGUGGAAAAGUUCAAAGAGACUUUGUGUCAAAUGGAUUGUCUACACGCCAAGUAUUCUUCUGUCGACGGUAACCCAUGCGUGGGAGACACAGAGUGGGGUCACUUGCAACUGGACGCUACGUCUCUCUACCUCUUGACCCUGGCACAGAUGACCGCCUCGGGACUCCAGAUCAUUUUCAAUAUGGACGAGGUGGCAUUUGUGCAGAAUCUCGUAUUCUAUAUCGAAUCUUCAUACUUCGUUCCUGACUACGGCAUUUGGGAACGAGGCGACAAGACCAAUCACGGCCUCCCAGAGUUGAACGCCAGCUCUAUAGGAAUGGCGAAAGCCGCUCUGGAAGCUUUGAACGACUUGGAUCUCUUCGGAGGCCGCGGCGGACCUCAGUCCGUUAUCCAAGUCCUCGCCGAUGAGCCCCAAAAAUGCGACGCAGUUCUUCGAUCGAUGCUGCCUCGCGAAUCGAACUCGAAGGAAGUUGAUGCGGCUGAGUUGUCAAUAAUCGGAUUCCCGGCUUUCGCCGUUUCCGAGCAAGAGCUUGUCGAUAAAACCAGAGAUACCAUACUCGAGAAGCUGCAAGGCAAAUAUGGUUGCAAGCGAUUCCUGCGAGACGGCUACCGUACAGCUCGGGAAGACAGUAAACGCCUCUACUACGAUCCGUGGGAGCUCAGCAUGUUCGAGGACAUCGAGUGCGAAUGGCCCCUAUUCUACUGCUACAUGGUGAUAAAUUCACUUUUCACGAACGAUAGAUCCACGGCCGAGCAUUACUUGAAACUGCUGAACACCAUCGUCGUCAAGGAUGAAAACGGCCUCAGCCUCAUACCCGAGAUGUACGCAGUGGCCGAGAAGCACAUAGAGGAGGAGAAACGGAAUCCCCACAGUCAAGUGCGGCACGCCGUCGGUACCACGCCGUUCCUCUGGGCGCAGAGUCUAUACGUUAUCGCGGGACUUCUGAUGGAAGGCUUGAUAGCUCCAGGGGAACUCGACCCUCUGAACAGACGCUUCAGCACGAACCGAAAGCCAGAAAUUGUGGUUCAAGUCACCAUUCUUGCCGAAGACCAGGAGACCAAGGAGGCGCUCCUGCCUCUCGUGUCCUGUGUUCAAAGCAUCCAAGAAGCCGCACCGGUCCAAGUUCGUUCCGCGCGGGUGCUUUCGAAAAUCUACUCGUGCCUUGGUUUGAACGAGAAGAUGGAGCUCAGCGGUCGGCUGUCCACCGACGUUGGACUUCUCAGCACAAGUAAACUUUACACAUUGGGCGGGAAGGUUUACGCUUUCCUUCCGCAGAACCUCGACGUAGAAAAAUUCCAUUUGGUCAACGACAUCGACCUCUUCCUCAGCACGAUGCGAUCGGAUAUCGCUGUUCUCAAGAGCAGCUGGAACAUGUUAGGCAGGCCAACAAUAAUCACGAUGAUCAGAAGUAGUCAACUGGACAACGGCAAGAUCCCUCCUCCGCUGCGUCUGGCCGUCAAGAAGCUCCUCAGCGGGUACAUCAACGGUACUCGAGUCACAGUUGGUACGAUAUCGGAUUUCCUCAACACCUCGUGCCUAUCGAACUUAUCCUUCCUGGAAGGACAGGAGUUGAAGCCUGAACUUCGAGACUAUCUGGACAGAGAGUACCGUCGAACCUACCUCAGCUAUCCCGGAGUUGUGGUCCCGCAAGCGCCCGGGAUGCAGCGAAUCAGACGCACAGGCGUCGCCGGUAUAAUUAGCAGAUCGCGUUCCGUCGUCGGUGACCCCGGUGACAUCCAAUCUAUGCAAUCAACCGGAACGAUUGGGAGUAGGGUGGAUGUGACCGAGAUGUUGCGCCAACUCGGAGAAACGAAGGAUCUGGACGAGCAAGGGGACAUACUGCAUUUCCUAGCGACGAACAAAGGCCUGGCUUGGGACACGGGACUCGGUCAAGCCCAUUCGGUCAUCACUGUGAAAGAUCUGUUCCAUAGAUUCUACCACGAAGCUUGUAAAGCGAAAAAAUGGGGGUUGGUCAGACAUUUCGCCGCCUCAUUGGGCAAGCGGGUCGAGGACCUAGCCAAGAGCCUCACAGAUCUGUUGGUCCGGCAGAAACAGGUCACGGUGGGCAUGCCCCCUAAUAACGAGCAUACACUCACAAGGCCCUUAUCCACGAAAGAAUUUCGUGCAAUCAUCGAGAAAGCUCAUCCCGGAGAUCAGAGCACGGCGAUGCUCACCCAGGAGCUGAUUGUAUACUUGGCAAUGUUCAUGAAUACUGAACCUCAGCUCUUCAACGAGAUGAUCCGCCUCCGGAUCGGUCUCAUCAUCCAGGUGAUGUGCUCGGAACUCGAGAGAUCGUUGGAUUGCAGCACGCAAGAUGCUGCCGAUGCGCUGCUGUCGCUGUCUCCGUUCGAUAUGCAGAACCUUCUGAAGAACAUUCUUUCCGGGAGGGAGUUCUCGCUCAAAUCGAUGGGUCCCGGGAGCUUGUCCCUGACGUCGAAAUAUUUCUCCAAAUGGGGAACUCGAGCUGGAGACAUCAUCAACGAAAAAGACGACGAAGAAGAUGCUAAACGUGGACAGUGGCUCAGGAGACGCAGACUCGAUGGGGCUCUGAACAGAGUACCGGCUGAUUUUUACGAGCUCAUCUGGAAGGUGUUGCAACGAUGCGAGGCGAUAUCAUUGGACAACAACAACUGCUUGACGAACAGCUUGACGAAAGAGAUGACCCCGGGAGAGUUGAAGUUCGCAUUGCGCGUCGAAGCUCUUCUCAAUCAUAUACCCGAGCCUGAGUACCGACAGAUGCUUGUCGAAGCUCUGAUGAUUCUUUCCAUCACUUGCGAACAGGACAUGCUGAUGCCGAAUUUCAUAAGAGUUGACACGAUAGUACAGACCGCACACGAUCUUUUCCUCGCUGAUCAGCUGCAAUACAAGGGGAACUCGACGCUCUGCUGCUUGAAUUACACAUCACAGGCUGAUCCCUGCCACAAAAUAGCUGGUCUUUGUGAGUUCUUCAUCGACUCGGCUCCGUCGGGGAGUUUUGGAACGAUGACCUACAUGCUCCGCAGUGUUGCCACACUCUACAUCCACCGGUCAGGAUGAAUGAGAUUGUUGUACAGAAGCGGCUAGCGGAUCCGAUUGUUGCACCGAAUUAUUCACCUGGGGAUAAAUUCUACUGGAUACUCGG
Galendromus occidentalis (western predatory mite) is the source of this 3683-nucleotide messenger RNA. RefSeq names its product probable phosphorylase b kinase regulatory subunit alpha. The coding region runs from base 275 to 3598 and encodes 1107 amino acids. Gene Ontology annotation, biological process: glycogen metabolic process. Gene Ontology annotation, molecular function: calmodulin binding. Lineage: Eukaryota; Metazoa; Arthropoda; Arachnida; Mesostigmata; Phytoseiidae. Gene Ontology annotation, cellular component: phosphorylase kinase complex. The transcript has 6 exons. The record is from RefSeq and is a predicted model, not a curated record.